This is a messenger RNA of Nematostella vectensis (starlet sea anemone), 2065 nucleotides long. Its product is annotated as protein Abitram. The coding region runs from base 62 to 673 and encodes 203 amino acids. The record is from RefSeq and is a predicted model, not a curated record. Gene Ontology annotation, cellular component: nucleus. The transcript has 11 exons. NCBI's taxonomy places the organism in Eukaryota, Metazoa, Cnidaria, Anthozoa, Actiniaria, Edwardsiidae.
GCCUGGUUAGUAAAUCAAGCUGAAAAUCAGGCGCGGUCGCUAUGCGUCCUGACUUUCAAAGAUGGCGGACGAAGUGAAUGCCACAGUUCCUUCAGAGGCAACACGAAAGACAGUAGUUGAUCGUUAUUUCUCCCGAGGAUAUAUGACAGACGUGAAUGGUCGUUGCGGGGAAGACCAAUGCGUUCUGCUGCAUUCAAACAAGAUCUGUGUGGUGACAGUGUCCCCAGAGCACCCACUAGUGAAGGAAAAAUGUGCAAUCACAAGUAUCAAUUUCCAAAUAAGUUCCAAAAUUAAUCGACUUGAUAACCAUGUAUCUGGUAAAUCCAAGAAAGGAGCACAGUGGAUGAUGCCAGAUGACGCACUAUGUGAAGUGACGUGCUCUAAUGGUACUACUUAUACAUUGAACAGUUGUAUAAAAGGAAAAUUAGUUGAAAUCAACCAAGAGCUACUGAAGACUCCAGAAUUGAUCAAAUUAAAGCCAGAAACUGAUGGAUUCAUUGCCGUGGUGUUACCAAAAUUAACCGAAGUCAAUGAGUACUUUGACAAGCUGUUAUCUCCUGAAAGCUAUCAUCUUUUGUUAGACAAGAGGAAACUAAGUGAACAAGGGGUAACACCAGAAGGUCAUGCAAAUGAACAAAAUGAAAUAGAAGCAAAAAGAAUAAAGCUGACAUGAGGGUCAUCUUUAGAAGAAUGGCAACAUUGUGUUUCGUCCUUUUUUAAGAUCGAAGGCAUGUCUGGAAAAUACCUUGUACAUAUCACAGAGAAUUUAAAAAUCUUUUUCAUUAUUUUAAUAAUGUCGCUUCCUUGUUUAGAUCGUAAAUCUAAGAUAGUCUUGCGCGCUUUUUAACAUACACGUGACAGGCUGUUUGGAGUGUAUAAUUCUGUUUUCUUUUACUGUAACAUUACGUUCGGUCUCCGGUUUGCAAACCAAGCCUAUAUAAAAGGGCACCAAAAUAUCGUUCCCCCGCGCAUGUAAUUGCAAUUGUUACUAAGCCUUUUUUCGUCAAAAAUUAUUCCCAUUGUUGGCCCAACAGGGAACCCAUCCCAAAGGGGUACGUGUAACGGGGAAGUGUUUGCGUAAAAACUAAUGGCUAAAAGGCGCGCGUCCUCGCCGAUAAAAACAAACAAAACAAAAAUUCUUGGACAGUUGGAGAGUGUCAUAGAGAUGUUCAAUUGACGCAGAUAAUAAUGUUCCGGAUCUCCUGUGCUAGAAUGUAAUUAGAAAAUAUUCAACUGUGUAGUAUGUCAAGCAUGACACACGCUCGCCAUCGAAAGAAGAUCCACGCGCGCUUUUGACGUCACGAAGGAAGAUGACAUCACAAUGUACAUCAUUAUAACUCCUCUCUUCAUGAGAGCGCGAAAGAACAAUGCUAUGGAAUACAAUCAAAAGCCUCGAGAUCCUCGAGAAACCAGAAGCGAUUUUCAACCGGAGGCUCACAGCAAAUCCGCAUUACCCCUUUGAAAGAGGAACCGAUAAAACAAAAUUCAUCCUUCAUCUGAGUAGCCGUCGUCACAUCUACAGCCUGUUCAUGUUCUCCACGUCCGUCGUCAUUCUCAUUUUUUGGUCCAUCUUUGAAAGCGCUGGGCAAUUUAUGCUAUUCCCCGUGCUAGUCAGCAUAAUAUCUGGUUUGCUCGCCUGGGAGAGCAGGGGAAAGCGUACUUGCGAGCUUGACUUUAAAAAGAAAAGAUACAAAGUUGUGGCAAGCGGUCACCCUGUGUGCGGUGGGGAGUUUCACAAUGUGUACAUACGACUCAAGGCCCAAAAGCAUGGAGCGGGACAGAUGUAUUAUUACGUGGUGUUUAAUGGGUAUCACGUGGUCGAACAGAAGAUCACUUCGUAUUCCAAGAACGAUAAGAAGAUGCGCAUCCUAGCAAAACGCCUUGCCGAGAAUUUAGAUAUAAAUUUCUUUGACGUUAAAGCCAGUUCCAAGGAACAUGUCAUCCGCCAUCGACGACAACCGAUCAAAGACAACGGAAGCUUAAUUGUGUGAAUUUACGAAUCUGUCUCUUUACCAACAAAUACUUAUCUCGAAAUAAAUGGAAGUAUAACGUUUCUAUACGGUAA